AUGGCAAAAUAAUGGUAAGAUUAUAUAUCCCAUAUCCUAUUUCUUCCUCACAUAAGUAGAGGAUCAUUUUGCUUUUGUUUUGCUAUUUUAUAGCUGGCUGAAGCUGAUAUUUCUAUAAUACGCAGAUUAUUUCAUCAGGACAGUAAAUUUGUUUGUGCUAGGUGUUUAACCCAAUUUAACAGGGAUUGGCACAGGGGAAUGGCCCUUCUUCUUUGUUUAUUUAUGUUAGGUGUUCUAAUAUCAUAUUAGAUGAUGUUAUUGUUAAUGUCUACUUUUCUUUUAUAAAUUGCAGCAAAAUUAAAAUGGUAAUAGAGCUGCUUGAGGGAAUUCAUUUUGUUUCUUUUGUGGAGGCCAUUUCUCUUGGUGCCCAAGCUGGUAUUCAUCCAUGGAUAAUUUAUGACAUUAUUUCUAAUGCUACUGGAAAUUCAUGGGUUUUCAAGAAUCAUGUUCCCCAGUUGCUAAGGGAUAAUCAAACCAAACAUCUCCUGAAUACUUUUGUUCAAAAUUUGUUUGCUGAUCUGCUAUUCUUCUGGUGCUGCUGUGAUGUUGCUGCUGUUGCUGAGAUGCUGUCUUGUGCUGGAUUUAGCAUUUAG
This is a messenger RNA of Camellia sinensis, 593 nucleotides long. Lineage: Eukaryota; Viridiplantae; Streptophyta; Magnoliopsida; Ericales; Theaceae. The record is from RefSeq and is a predicted model, not a curated record.